AAAAGGGAGAGGCUCUGUCUCGCUUGGCCAGACAUCCGAUCGUUUGGCUUGCUGUAGCGCAUCCGCCAUUCCAGGGAGCAGCAGAAUGAUGCUAGCUAGAUUUUGAUCAGACUGUGCAGAAAAUUGCCCUCGCGGGUGUCGGAUUUGUUCGCCGCUUGACAAGCAGAGCUGGGUAUCGGUCACCGACGUUCGACAUGGUGGUUCAGGUGAUCUGUUCGUGAAUGCCGGAUGGGGCAAGGAGGUUGGCUGGAAGGCCAAUCUGAAUAAUGGGUGUCUUCACGAGAGUAAACUUCGGGCUGCUGCUGCUGUGAGCGUGAUCUGAUGUGGUCUUGGUUGUGAUGACGGGGUAGAGAGCGUGGUUUUUGCAGGAUGUCUGGUCACGCGGUUGCUCGCUGGGAGGUGUUGUUGUUAAAAAGGGGACAAGAGGAUAGGGUUUUCCGUUUCAGCAGAUUAAUGGGGCUUAGGCAGGGAUUUCUGGUGGUAGAAUCGACGCUUUGAGUAGAUUGCGAGAUGUGGCUGAAGUUGAUUGCUUUUUGUUGCUGUAUGGAAAGCGGUCUAGCGGAGUGAGUAGCUGAGUUUCCAGUGAGAGUUGCUUGUCGUCCGAGAUGUGGACUGAAACUCGCUCUUGCGAAUCGUGACCUUUCUGGAGUAAGUGCUGUGUGGUUAGAGCCAUGGGCAUUGGGAUGGGGCUGGUAUGAAACAAGUCCGGUGCGGAGUGUUUUGAUGUAGAGAACGUUGUUGAGUUCGACGAGGCCAUUGGUAUGUUGGAGGCGGUUUGCCUUCCGAUUUUGAACCUGCAAAGAAGUGUCCAUACCACAAUAGAUGAACUAAGAGCUGUGAAACAAUGCUUCAGCAAUGACUGAAAUUGAGAACUUUUAAGCUUCUGAUGACUGGGGCCACUUAGAAAUGUACACGCUUGCGAUUGAGUUACUAAGAUAUAGUCGGUGGAUUGCGAAAACAAGUGAUCCAGAUUACAUCUGUUGCUGGUGGAUGGCGCUGCCGCUGACUACACGUGCGCGAACAGCUUCAAGUUUAAGCUCGUUCCCCUAGGAUUAGAAUUUAGCACAAUCACAACCUAAAUGAGUUUGAUAUUGGGAGACUGAAUGGAUUAGGAUCCGCAUUACUUCAGUAAACUGUCGCGAAUGAUGCAUUGCACAAGACAGUUGGGAAAUCUGUCGAUGUCUGUGUGCGUGACUGCAUACUUCGACUAGAUUCCGUAGGAUUUGUAUUGAGAUUGAGGCUCAUGGCUCGCAGAUUUGUGAGAUUCUCUUCUGAUCGAAUUAUAUAUUUUGAAGUGGAGUAACGAAUUCCAGUAAGCAUCUUUGAGAGGAGAUCGAGCAGACUAGUGCCAAGAUGGCAGCCGGGGCAGCCGUCACUCAAUCCGAAGAUAGCGGUCAUGACAAGCCGAAUGCACAAAUCCAGUUGGAGAAGCCGGUUGACACAAGUCCUCUCUACACGAUGCAAGCGUUCUUCGAUGGCAAGAUGAAAGUAGAGGACUUUGCGAGAUCGGAGCAAGAGCGGCCCAGUGUCCCGCAUUAUGUUUUUGAUGACACGCUGCCUGUCAUUGACAUCGCUGCCAUCAAAGAAAGAUCCAGCGAAGAACGGGAGGCCAAUGUGGCCAAGAUGCUGAUGGCGGCGAGGUCGUGGGGAUUUUUCAGGAUUAUUAAUCACGACGUUCCUGUGGAAUUGGUGAAGCAAGUGGAGGCAAAUGGCAAGCAGUUCUUUGCGUUGCCGAUGGAGAGGAAACUUUCAGUGCGAGCGCCAGACUUCGUGUUUGGGUACACGGGCGGCUCUCCGAUCAAGUGGAAAUCAAAAUGGUGGCUCGAAGGUCUCAUGAUCAAGGUGACGGACGAGGCGUUGGAUGAUAUGGUGAACCAGGUGUAUCCACAUGAGAAAGAAUUCGCUGCACAGUUCAAGAAGGAUCUGAAGUCGUUCUUCGGCCCGAUGCAUGAGCUGUCGCGUUUCAUAGUCGAGGAAUUGACCGAGGGACUUGGCCUUGAACGAGAUACUUACACCCGUCUAGAGACCCCGAACUCUAAUUGCACUGGACGCAUGAACCACUACCCGGUCUGCUCCGAUCCAGACUCCGUGCUGGGGAUUCCUGGCCACGCAGACACGCAAAUGCUGGCAAUUUUGUAUCAGGAUGAUGUUGGUGGGCUACAAGUGCUCAAGGACGGUGAGUGGGUGGGAAUCCGGCCCGACGAUAACAGCUUCAUCGUUAAUAUUGGAGAUACCUUCCAGGCGAUCACAAAUGGGAUUCUUCACAGCGCAUCACAUCGAGCUGUGGUGAAUUCAAAGAAAGACCGAUACUCUACUGUGUACUUCUACGGCAUUGACAACUCCAUCACUCUUACAGUGCCGCCAGGGCUCAUCACCGAAGAUCGUCCUCUUAAGUACCGUCCCUUUACAAUCAUGGAACACAGGAAAUACAUUGUGGACAACGAAGUCCCAUUGGAUGCGGUUCGGCACUUGCAGAUCAACCCCGAAGCAUGAUGCUCGAAAGCUCUCCGGUCGCAGGGUCGUAAAAGCGCCUAGUCAAGUAGGCGCCACUGGAAUCAGCUCAUGAUUACAGGAUGUCGUGCCGCCUUGUCGCUCACUCAGUCUUCUUUCAAUCCUUGUAGUCGACAUCCACAGAUUCAUGAACCUCGCAAAACUCACAUGGAGGACUCCUGAAGGUCAAUGGCAAUGCAGAGUUCACCUGGCUGACUCCUGCCUAUUGGAAUGAUACUAUUCACUGGAGAAAUCGGUCAUCUCGCCAUGAAUCCAGGAGGUCAACCGGCGUUGUUUCCUAUGCCGAUGUUCGUACUGCAUCACUGUCGGUGCCUCCAGGUCCAGUUUCUUGCAAUAUGGGUUUUAAUGUCGGUAAGCUGAGCAUGCCUAAGGUCAUCGCUGUAUACUUGUGAUCUCUUCCUGACCAAGUAGAAUCCUAGCGAUGAAUCAGUUGAAGUGUACUAAAACAAUUUGUACCUUUUCCUUUGUGUCCACAAGAUUGAACACGUAUUUCACCGUAUUUGUUGAUGUGUUCA
Messenger RNA from Physcomitrium patens, 3026 nucleotides. The record is from RefSeq and is a predicted model, not a curated record. Lineage: Eukaryota; Viridiplantae; Streptophyta; Bryopsida; Funariales; Funariaceae.